Musa acuminata AAA Group (dessert banana) is the source of this 1226-nucleotide messenger RNA. Its product is annotated as trihelix transcription factor ASR3-like. The record is from RefSeq and is a predicted model, not a curated record. The coding region runs from base 108 to 1109 and encodes 333 amino acids. Lineage: Eukaryota; Viridiplantae; Streptophyta; Magnoliopsida; Zingiberales; Musaceae. The transcript is spliced from 2 exons.
CCCUCCCCUUCCCUUUGCCCCUUGUUGUCCGUUUCCCUUUUCUCUCUCUUGUGAUCGAGAGAGAAAAGAAAAGAAAGAUUGCAACUCGAGCCGAUGCCCACAAAGCCAUGUCCGAAGCCACCGACCAGAACGCCUUAGCGCUACUCCACCACCACCACCACCCACCGCCAGCGCAGCCACACCCACUCGUCUCCCCCUCCUCCGCAGGUGCCAUCGUCCGCGACUACCGCAAGGGCAACUGGACCCUCCACGAAACCCUCGUCCUCAUCACAGCCAAGCGCCUCGACGACGAGCGCCGUGCCGGGGUCUCCUCCUCUCCCGCCGGGGGAGGAGGCGCCCUGCGAUCCGCGGAGCAGAGGUGGAAGUGGGUGGAGAACUACUGCUGGCGGAACGGCUGCCUCCGGAGCCAGAACCAGUGCAAUGACAAGUGGGACAACCUCCUCCGCGACUACAAGAAGGUCCGUGGCUACGAGUCCCGCGUCUCCGCCGCAGCCGGUGCCAGUGGGGAGCUUCCAUCCUACUGGACCAUGGAGCGGCACGAGCGGAAGGAGCGCAACCUCCCGACCAACCUCGCCGUCGAGGUGUUUGAGGCCCUGACCGACGUCCUCACCCGCAGGGCUGCCCGCCGAGCCAACGCCACCACAGUGCCAUCCCGUCCCCCGCCUCCUCUCCCCUCACCCGUCCUCGCGCUGCCGCCUGCCAACCCUCUGCCUCCCCCGCCUCCGCCUCCUCCUCCCCCUCCUCCACCACCACCAUCGUCCGCACAUCCGUCCGUUUCCGCGGAGAUGUCGGAGUCGGAAGAGAACGAGGGGCCGGCGACGACGACGACGACCGAGGAGCCGGACACGAAGCGGCGGCGGCUCCGGCGGCUGGGGUCGAGCGUGGUGCGGAGCGCGACGGUGCUGGCACGCACCAUGCUGGCCUGCGAGGAGAAGCGGGAGCUGCGCCACCGGGAACUGGUGGAGCUGCAAGAGCGGCGGCUUCGGCUGGAGGAGGACAGGACGGAGGUGCGGCGCCAGGGAUUCGCGGGCCUCAUCUCCGCCGUCGACAACCUCUCCGGCGCCAUCCACGCCCUCGUCGCCGACCGCCGCAGUGGCGACCACCGAUGAAGUGGACCCAGCGUGGGUGUGUGGGGCCGCGGGUUCGGUUGUAAAUAAAUGGAACCGAGGAGGGUAUCAAUUUUUUUGGAUGCUAUUAUUGAUUUCUUUGAAGUAUUUCCCUUCAUA